GUCCAGCUGAGCCAAGAUGGCGGACGUCGACGAACAGCUUACUGAUGAGGAGAAGGUCCGCAUUGCUGCCGGUUUUGUUAUCCACGCACCACCUGGAGAAUUCAAUGAAGUUUUCAAUGAUGUCCGGCUACUGCUCAACAAUGACAAUCUGCUCAGGGAAGGGGCGGCUCAUGCCUUUGCCCAGUACAACAUGGACCAGUUUGCACCCACCAAACUUAAGGAAGAUCAGGUGUUGAUCACGGAGCAUGGAGACCUGGGAAACGGGCGCUUCUUUGACCCGCGAAACAAGCUCUCGUUUAAGUUUGACCACCUGAAGAAAGAGGCCAGCGACCUGCGGUCCUACGAGGGUGAAUCAGCUCUGGAGCCGUGGAGGGACGCAUGUGACACUGCGCUCAGGGCCUACAUCAAAGAUCACUACCCUACUGGAGUGUGCACUGUUUAUGGGAAAACCAUUGAUGGCCACCAGACAAUCAUUGCCUGCAUUGAAGGACAUCAGUUUCAACCCAAAAACUUCUGGAACGGUCGCUGUCGGUCCGAAUGGAAGUUCAGCGUGUCUCAGGGUGUGACUCAGGUGGUGGGUGUGCUCAAGGUCCAGGUGCAUUAUUAUGAAGAUGGCAAUGUGCAACUGGUCAGCCACAAGGACAUUCAGGAGUCUCUCACUGUUUCUAAUCCGAAGCAGACUGCUGAGGAAUUUGUUAAAGUUAUUAACAACGCAGAGACUGAAUACCAGACUGCAAUCAAUGAGAACUACCAGAACAUGUCGGACACCACCUUCAAAGCCUUACGCCGACCGCUUCCCGUCACCCGUACCAAGAUCGACUGGAACAAGAUCCUCAGCUAUAAAAUCGGCAAAGAGAUGCAGAACGCUUAGAGCUGAGCCGGCAUGCCUCCCCCUCUGCUCGCAGCACAAGCCAAGAAAUGACCUGCGGGGAGCCUGGGCUUGAGCUCGAGGCCGGGGCCAGGCUUGGGCACAGGCACUUAGGACAAAUGUGCUAAGAAAUGUCCUUAUUUCCUUUUACUGUUUUGUUUUGUUUUUGUUUUUUCCCUAAAAGCCAAGGUUUAACCUCAGCUAAAGAGACUGCCUCCUUUUCUGUAUUGUCAGAAGGCUGUGAGAUUGUUCUGUUGGGUGUACAGUAGCAGUGGUCCUUGCUGUUGAACCAAUACCUCCUGCAACACCAGUGCACAGGGUCAGAAAUGUUAUACUUUUUAUCCCCACCUCCCUGAUUUAUACGCAUCACUCAGAGGAGUUUCUGGACACCGCUUCAAUUAUGUCCUUGACCAAAUGUUUAAUCUCCACUAAUUAAAAUGCUGUUUUUAAAUACGCUUUGGUAUAGAGUUUAAUUUUAUAAACCUUCUUGAAAGUUAUUGAUUUUAAUCCAAAAUUCCAGGUUUUUUUCUUUUUUUCAAUCUUGAGCAGAUGGGUUUUUUUGUAUGAAGAAGGUUUAGGGUGAUUACUGCUUAGGUUAAAGCCUUUUUUUUUGCCACUUUGAAUAGCCUUUACACACCUUCAUUAACAUUUACAUGAACUUGAUUUGGAUGAUAAAAAUAGUUAAAUAAAUAAACAAAACUAAACUAAAUCUCUCAAGACCUCUAAAAGUGCUAUAUAUAUAUAUAUAUAUAUAUAUAUAUGUAUAUGUAUGUGUGUGUGUGUGUGUGUGUGUGUGUGUGUGUGUGUGUCCACAUUAUUGUCCUCAAUUAAAUUUUUUGAAAUUGUUUCCGCAAUUAGCUUAAACUAAUCUGCAGUCCAAAAUCAAGUCAUUUAAAGUUGUAUGUUUAAGUAUGUGUCUUUCUUUUGGCAAUAUUACACCUCUCUGUCCUGAAAACUCCUCAGUACCUGAGUGAUAGAAGCAUAUUUACACCAUUUAAAGCUCCACAUACAAAAUCACUGCUAUUGGAAUAUAUUAUUAUGGACAAUAACUUAAUACUCUAGUUAUCAUUUGUGAGGUGUGUGUUUGUUUCACCCGACAAAUGAAAAUUGAACAGGGUUUCCUGAUGCCUCUUUUAUGCCAGUGUUUAAUCAGCACAAUAAUUUCUUCCCUGAGAGCAGUGUUUAUUGACAGUACUUCUUAAGUGUACUGCCAUUUGAAAAUUUGCCAAAACAAAACAAAAAAACCCCCACCAACUGUGGUCGCAAUAUCGCCCCCUGGUGUCUCCCACUGGUAGCAUUACUGUAUGCAGUUCCACAGUUUAGCCUCAGUUUCUGCUUCCUUCCCGAGCAUUUGCUAUUUUUUUAUAUAGUGUAUGAACAAAUAGGAUUCCGGACAAAUAAAGUAUUUGCACCAACUUG
Messenger RNA from Ictalurus punctatus (channel catfish), 2287 nucleotides. RefSeq names its product capping actin protein of muscle Z-line subunit alpha 1a (gene capza1a). Bases 17 to 871 code for a protein of 284 amino acids. The transcript has 9 exons. Gene Ontology annotation, cellular component: F-actin capping protein complex; actin cortical patch. Gene Ontology annotation, molecular function: actin filament binding. The record is from RefSeq and is a predicted model, not a curated record. Gene Ontology annotation, biological process: actin cytoskeleton organization; barbed-end actin filament capping. Lineage: Eukaryota; Metazoa; Chordata; Actinopteri; Siluriformes; Ictaluridae.